AAUUGCAUUUGGUUGACCUCAUUCGGACAGACGGGGCUGCAAUUGAUUUAUUAUUAUUGUCUAUUGAUCAUCCCUCUCCUCCUUACGCACACACACACUUAUCGCCCUUCUUCUUCUUCUUCGAUUCGUCUGAAGCAGAAGCAGCAGCAGCAGCAGCACAACCUGGACAAGGAAGGAAGACGACAAUGGCCGCAGCGAAGCCUCACCCUCAGCCUCAGCCUCACGCCAUCAUGAUUCCGUACCCUUAUCAGGGCCACAUUAACCCCUUCGUCAGCCUCGCCGUGAAACUCGCCUCCAAUGGCUUCACCAUCACCUUCGUCAACACCCAGUCCGUCCACUCCCGUAUUUCCCGCGCCCGGGGCACCAACGCCGUCGACAUUUUCGCCGGCGCCCGCGCCUCCGGCCUCGACAUUCGCUACGCCACCGUUUCCGACGGCUUCCCCUUAGGGUUCGAUCGGUCGGCGAACCACGACCAGUUCGUCGAGGGUUUGAUCCACGUUUUCUCCGCCCACGUCGACGAAUUAGUUGCGGAUUUGUCGGAAUCUGAUUCCCCCCUCACCAUCCUCAUCGCAGACACCUUCUACGUUUGGGCCUCCGCCAUUGCCCGCAAGCACAGCCUCCUCUGCGUCUCCUUCUGGACCGAACCCGCCCUCGUCUUGUCCCUCUAUUACCACCUCCACCUCCUCAAGAAGCACGGCCAUUUCCAUUCCAAAGAGAAACGCAAGGACACCAUAGAUUACAUCCCGGGGGUGAAGGCGAUCAAACCGACAGACCUCACAUCGUACCUCCAAACCGACGACGUAACGACCGUCGUCCAUCGCGUCAUCUACAGAGCCUUCGAGGACGUCAAGAAAGCCGACAUCAUCAUCUGCAACACGGUGGAAGAUCUCGAAUCCGACACGCUCUCGGCGCUCAACACGGAGCAGCCGACAUACGCAAUCGGCCCCAUCGUCUCCAACUUCACCAGCCAGACACUAACCACCAGUCUCUGGUCGGAAUCCGACUUCACCGAAUGGCUAAACACAAAGCCCAAACGCUCCGUGCUCUACGUCUCCUUCGGCAGCCACGCCCACACCACCAGCAAGCAGGACAUCCUCGAGAUCGCCUACGGGCUGCAAAUCAGCGGUGUCAAUUUCGUGUGGGUAAUCCGGCCGGACAUCGUGAGCUCCGACGAGACCAAUGUCCUGCCGGAGGGGUUCGAGGAGAGCAUUAACGGGCGAGGGCUAAUCGUGCAGUGGUGCAGGCAGACUAAAGUGAUUUCCCAUCCUGCCAUCGGCGGAUUUCUGUCCCAUUGCGGCUGGAAUUCGGUGCUGGAGAGCAUAUGGUGCAGAGUUCCUCUGCUCUGCUUCCCUCUCUUCACCGAUCAGUUCACGAAUCGGAAACUGGUGGUGAACGAUUGGAAGAUAGGGAUCAAUUUGUGCGACAGGGAGACGAUCACGAGGGAGGAGGUGGAGGAGAAGAUUAAGGAUUUGAUGAGCGGAGGAAGAUCGGAGCAGCUGAGGAAUGCAGUGAGGGAAGUGAGUGGAACCAUGGAGAAAGCACUGACAAGCGAAGGAUCGUCUGAGAAGAGACUAAAGAUGUUCAUGGAGGACAUGAAGUGUAAAAUUAAGAAGAAAGCAUUAGCAGCCAGCAAGGUUGUUGUUGUCGGAGGAGGAGUGCAAGAUCAGGGUGGAAGGAGCAGCAGCAGCCAUGUUUGGGCUUCUACACCUGCUGCAGUCAACAAUCUUUGCCAGCAAAUUAGCUGAUGAAUUAAUGAAUGAAUGAAGGAAGGCUCUUUUUACAUCUUUCUCUGCUUCUUGGUGAAUUGAAUGAUUUUUUACAAUCUCUGGUGUCUUUUAACUGUAAGAUAUACAAGAAUUUGGAAUAGCGUUGUUAAUUAGGACAAUCAAUCUAUUUGUGGAUCUGUGUAAGGGUUUUGUUUGGAGCAGGAAACAGUGAUAUGUUGCAGAGAUGAGAUCCCAAUAUCCCAUUCCCAUGUUUGUUUUUGAACUAUCUCAGUAUCAGUGCAAAAUUUGGUAUUCUUGUGAAG
Molecule: messenger RNA, 2029 nt
Organism: Andrographis paniculata
Lineage: Eukaryota; Viridiplantae; Streptophyta; Magnoliopsida; Lamiales; Acanthaceae
Product: UDP-glycosyltransferase 86A1-like
Exons: 2
Coding region: 186-1745 (519 amino acids)
Molecular function (GO): UDP-glycosyltransferase activity
Source: RefSeq, a predicted model, not a curated record